AUGAACUCGAUCCGCGCCGCAACCAGCGGCUCCCGCGCCAUCGCCUCUACCCUUUCCGCCACCCCACGUACCGCCACCCGUGCCUUCUCGCGAUCACAAGCAAAGCAGUCCGGUCAUGGGCCUAGUUACGACCCUCCAUCAGGAUGGCUGUUCGGUGUUAAGCCCGGCGAAGCGUAUGAGAAGGAGGGGUGGGAAAAUGCCAUGUACUGGGGUUUCGGAGGUGCAUGUGCGUUUGGAGUUGUCGCUUAUGCUUUCAAGCCUGAUACCAGCAUCCAAACCUGGGCCCUAGAGGAGGCACGACGAAGACUUGAAGCCGAGGGUAUCCUCUCAGACCCGGAUACCAUCAAGAAGGAAUAG
Molecule: messenger RNA, 357 nt
Organism: Bipolaris zeicola 26-R-13
Lineage: Eukaryota; Fungi; Ascomycota; Dothideomycetes; Pleosporales; Pleosporaceae
Exons: 2
Coding region: 1-357 (118 amino acids)
Source: RefSeq, a predicted model, not a curated record